Molecule: messenger RNA, 4218 nt
Organism: Calypte anna (Anna's hummingbird)
Lineage: Eukaryota; Metazoa; Chordata; Aves; Apodiformes; Trochilidae
Gene: UMODL1
Product: uromodulin like 1
Exons: 22
Coding region: 1-4149 (1382 amino acids)
Cellular component (GO): cell surface; extracellular region
Molecular function (GO): peptidase inhibitor activity; protein binding; calcium ion binding
Source: RefSeq, a predicted model, not a curated record
AUGGAUGAAAAAGGCCUCUCUUUGCUAGGGUACCAUCUAUGCAACUAUAGCCUGACCAAGAAUGUGUUUAAAAUGGUUGCCUACCAAAAGUCCUAUGAGAAAAGCACUUCCUGUGGAGGAUGGAUACCAUGGACGGUGUGUCCCCGGACAUACUAUAAAACUCAGUAUCAUACAGUUGAAGUCCCUGAAACCAUCACUCUUACAGAUUGCUGUGAAGGGUAUGAGCAAGUUGGACUCUACUGCUCUUUAGCACUCAAUAGAUCCAGUGUAUUUGCCUCAAGACCUGGUAUUUGUCCAAUGGAGAAUAUGGAAACAUCUGAUUAUCGUUGUACAUUUGAUACUGAAUGUCCAGGGCUUAAAAAAUGCUGCAACUCAUCCAAAGGAGGAGGCUGUGUGGAUCCAGUGCCAGAGGGAAGAACAUUCUGGUACAAUGUGACAGUGCUUGUGAAAAUGGAUUUUAACGAAUUAAUCAGAGUGGAUUCCCACCUUCUGAAUCAUUCACGUCUCUUGCACUCCAUGAUUACUGGUGCAUUACAGCCCUUGAAUGCCUCUGUGCACCAUAUCCAGAGUAACCCUGCAGAAGUAUAUGCUGGGACAGUGGCCUCUCAGGUUCUCAUUGGGAUGCACGAGCCAGCUCCAUUGGCAGAGGUUUCUUCUUCCUUGAAGGACAUUGUGAAGCGCACGUAUGAAGUGAUUGACACACAAGUGCAAGAUGUCAACGAAUGUUCCUAUGCUGAAUUCAACACGUGUCCUGAGAAAAACACUUGCAUAAAUCUGGAGGGUUAUUACAGCUGCGACCCUCAUCAUGAACAUGCAGAUGUCAACCCUCACCAGCUGAGAACACAAAAGGAAGGCCUGGCAACAUCUGCUCCAAGUUCAGAGUUGGAUCUCAUUAACAUUAGCAAUAGCUCUGUGUCUAUAAGUAAUUCAAGCCUCUUCCCCAUGACUAACCAAUCUACAGAUGCUGGGUGCCGCCCCUCCGCAGUGAGAAGCCACCGAAUCUUCAGCGUUACCAGCAACAGUUUUGAAAUGUCCUGGCGUGUCACUUCUACUCUAAACCACACUUUCCAAGUCCAAGUGUUCAAGGGCAAAGAGAUUGUACAAAACCUGAAGACAGAGGAAAUGAAUAUGGAGGUUUUUGGACUGGAAGCAGGUGUAAUGUAUUCAGUAGAGAUCAGCUAUGAAACCUGUGGAAAAACCAUACUCUCCCAUAAAAAUGUUAAAACAGAUGCCAAAAUAUUUGGUGUUACUAUGAGGAUUCUCAACUACAAUUUCACUGAUGAUUUCCACAAUGCCAGUAGUUCAGCAUAUGAAGAAUUUUCAAGACUGCUGCUUACUGAGCUUGAAAAGUCAUUUCCACCCAAUAUUUCUGCUCUAUAUAAAUCUGGGAAGAUGAAAGUGCAGACUGAAUCCCUGCAAGCUGGGAGCAUCAUUGUGAGGCUCAGGAUUACUGUGCAGGACCCUGAGUUUUCAGUCGAUGCCUUCACAUUUGCCCCAGUGCUUUCUUACCUGUACAAUGGCUCUGCACUUCUGGUGGAUCAGCAAAACACUGUUGUAGAAGACUGGGAUGAAUGUGCUUCUCUUGCUGAGAAUGACUGCUCUGUGCUUGCAGAGUGUGUCAAUCUGAUGGGCUCAUACCUCUGCAGAUGCAAGACAACCAUGGAUACCAAUCCAUCCCGACCUGGAAGGAACUGUGAGGGUGAGAUUGUGGACCCUCUCGCUGAGACGAUGGCUCCUGAAAUAGCAUACAGCACAGAGUUUGCAGCUGAAGAAGUAAGCCCUGCAGACCUUGCUCCCCCUGCCACCAUGAAUACAGAGAUGUCUGUAGGGUCCAAGAUGAGUACUGCUGUGCACUUCCCUGCUACCCUGCCCCUGGGUGACAAGCAAGCACCCCAUGGUCAUUCUGCCACCAGCGCUUCUCCUGCACCUUGGAAAGAAGUCCUGGCACCAGGGAUGGGCUUCAACGGAGACAACACUUCCACAGCCACAGGGAUCACAGCCAGUGAGAAAGCAGAGAUGAGCACAGAGCACUGGCCAGCUGCAAGUCCAUCACAGCAAAGUUGUGUGACAGAGGCUUCCCCUGGUGAAGGAACUGAGCUCACAAAUGUGCCCACAGGCACAGUCGAGCAAGAGAAACUCAGUUCACCAUUGCUGGUGCUUCCAAAUCAAACAGUCUCUGCUCCCACCUCUUCUGGUGUGCCUCAAGCCAGCUCUCAAGGUUGCUCUGGUACAGCUCUGCCUGCCACUAGGGAUGCUCCUGUUCCCACCCUCAAUGCUACUCUGGGAACACAUGCAGAGAUGGGAACAGAGAACACCUCUUGGUCUGAGAAAUACAACGAAACCGAGGGGUCACCAGCUUUGCCAGGCACCUCUCCAGCUCCCAGCACAACACUGGGUCCAGCUAUGGAGCAAGCUGUCCAGAAACUUCAUGGCACAGUGCGGAUAACAAAUGUGAAAUACUCUCCAGGCUUUAGCAAUACAAGCAGUGAGAAAUACCAAACCUUUGCACAGCUCUUUGUUGAUGAAGUACAUAAAUCUCUGCCCCUUGAGGUUGUUCAGCAGAUGGAUGCUGGUCUGAUCAAAGUGUUGAUAACGGGUAUAACUAAUGGGAGCACAGUGGUAAGUUUCAAUUUACUGAUUGCAGAAGAUGUGGAUAUCUACUACAUAAUCACCACUUUUCGUGAUGCCUUUGAACACAGCUCCUAUUUCACGGUUGACAAGAGCAGUCUCUCCAUAAGUGAUUAUGAUGAGUGCAAAAGUGAAGAUGAUGACUGCUCCCCAGAUGCAUCGUGCCAUAACACACUUGGGUUUUACCAGUGCAGCUGCAAUGAAGGAUUCACUGAUGCGCAUCCAGAAAGGCCUGGAAGAAGCUGUGAAGCAUUUCCCAUCAGCCUGAAGACAACAGUGAUGGAUAAGAAACCUGUACACAACGCAGUUAUACCUGCAAUGUCUUUGCAAACCUCAGCUCCUGUUUCUUCUCUGAUUUCAUUAAAUUUCUCUGCUACUGAGAAUCAAUCUCUGGAGGACACCAUGUCCUCCACCAUGGUGCUGCCUCCUCUCCGCAAGGAUUCUGUGUCUACUCCCGACGUUUCUCCUCGAGCAUCUCCUGCACCUCUCAUUCAACCUGCCCAGGAAGUUUCCAUUAAAGAUGCAGUGACAGUGUUUUGUGAAAUUGAGAAGAUCAUCCUUGCUGUCCAGAAGACUUUUCUACAUCAGGAAUCUAUUCCUGAAAGCUCCCUGUACCUGGGGGAGCCUCACUGCAACGUGAGCACCAGCAAUGGCACUUACGUUGUGCUGCAGGCAGGGUGGAGUGACUGUGGCACUGAAGUUGAGACCAACAUGACUAAUACUGUAGUGAAAAACAUCCUUCGAAACAAGGUUUCUGCUCAGGGAGUAAUCCACCACUUAAAAGUUGCCAGUCCCAUUCACUGUGUGUUUCAAAACGAUCUCUUGACUUCCUCUGGAUACACUGCAGAAGGGCUGUACACCAUCUUUGAGGAUUUGCAUGGAUCUGGACACUUCAGAACAGAAAUGCAGCUGUUCAUUGGAAACUCCCCAAUACCAAAAAAUUUCAGUGUCUCUGCCAGUGAUGAUAUUCUGAUUGAAGUGGGGAUACAGAGAGCAAACAGCAAGCUCAAGGUGGUCCUCACUGACUGCUGGGCAACUCCAACUAAUAAUUCAGUGGAUCCCCUCUCAUUUGCUUUUAUAAGCAACAGCUGCCCCAUCCCAAAUACAUAUACCACACUGCUGGAGAAUGGUAACUCAAGCAAAGCACAGUUUAAGAUGAAAAUUUUUUCCUUUGUCAACAAUUCUGUGGUUUACUUACACUGCAAAAUUCGUAUCUGCAUGGAGACACCAGGAAGCACCUGCAGGACGAGAUGCCAUGCGGUUCGAUCCCUGAAGAUGGGUGAAACCAUUGCUGCCCACAGAACAUCCUGGGGACCUCUGUGUAAAUCAGCUGUGUCUGAUCUGAAGAGAGACAAUGAAGCUGGGAUGGGAGUUGGAUACAUCAUUCUCAUUGCCUUUGCUGUCUGUAGUUUUGUGCUGGGAGCUGUGAGCCUUCUCAUUUUCCAGUACCAGCAAAAGACAGGAAGAUACAACUUCAGAUUCAAGUCUGACAACUUCAGCUAUCAAGUGUUCUAUGAUUAGCAGUUUCCAGUUGGAUCAUGUCUCAUCUCCUGGAGAACUGAAGCCUGCCAUCAUUCAGCAUUUCAUUAC